AUGGAUAGCGAUGAUGAAAUAUCACUUAGACCAGAUUCAUUAGCAGCGUUACAAGAGUUUCUAAAGGAACAGCAAAUACGUGAUCAAGAAGAAACUGAGAAACCGUCGGUUGAUGUCUCCGAAGAUUGGAAUCUAUCACAAUUCUGGUAUGAACCAUCUACAUCUAAAUUCGUAGCGGAAACAAUAGCAAAGGAAAUCGAAGGUAAGAAACGUGUGUUGUUUCUCUCGACUCCAUCGAUUUUCAAAGCGGUCUAUCAAGAUGAGCAGUUGGCUAGUCAGUUGGAUUUCCACUUGUUCGAGUAUGAUAAGCGAUUCCAGGUGUUUGGCGAGCGUUUCAGAGUUUACGAUUAUCGUGAUCCCCUAGGAUUCCCAAAGAAAUACAAAGCGUCGUUCGAUUACAUCUGUUUCGAUCCACCAUUCCUCAGUCAAGAGUGUAUGGAGAAGGUGGCACUCAGCAUCAAUGCACUGUCACAUGCCAACACCAAACUACUCGUUUUAACAGGUCGUAUUCAAUGGCCACACAUUCAACGGCUAUUCGCCAACAUGCGUAUCUGUAAGUUUGUACCGGAGCACCCUAGACUUCAAAACGACUUUUUCUGUUGUUCAAACUAUGCAUCCGAACAACUUGGUAAAGAAGAACAAGAAAAAGAACAAGAAAAAUAG
Molecule: messenger RNA, 663 nt
Organism: Heterostelium album PN500
Lineage: Eukaryota; Evosea; Eumycetozoa; Acytosteliales; Acytosteliaceae
Product: protein-lysine N-methyltransferase
Exons: 2
Coding region: 1-663 (220 amino acids)
Molecular function (GO): protein-lysine N-methyltransferase activity
Source: RefSeq, a predicted model, not a curated record